Myripristis murdjan (pinecone soldierfish) is the source of this 2038-nucleotide messenger RNA. RefSeq names its product heterogeneous nuclear ribonucleoprotein H. The transcript is spliced from 11 exons. The coding region runs from base 136 to 1269 and encodes 377 amino acids. NCBI's taxonomy places the organism in Eukaryota, Metazoa, Chordata, Actinopteri, Holocentriformes, Holocentridae. The record is from RefSeq and is a predicted model, not a curated record. Gene Ontology annotation, molecular function: RNA binding.
CUUCUGCCAUCCUGAAAGGGGGAUGGUCGGAGACUCAUUUGGCAACCCUGCACAAAGUCUUGGCAGCACCACGCAAGUCUGACAUAAAGAACGUGCUACAUCUACGUUUGUAAUUAUCAGGGAUUGUGACUAACCAUGGCUGAUGAGGGAUAUGUAGUACGCAUCAGGGGUCUCCCUUGGUCCUGUUCAGUGGAUGAAGUACAGAGGUUCUUUUCUGAUUGCAAAAUUGCCAACAAUGGAAGCAGCAUCCAUUUUACCUACACAAGAGAGGGACGUCCCAGUGGAGAGGCAUUUGUGGAGCUGGAGACAGAGGAAGACUUGAAGAUUGCUGUGAAGAAAGACAGAGAAACCAUGGGCCACAGAUAUGUAGAGGUUUUCAAAUCCAACAACGUUGAGAUGGACUGGGUCAUGAAGCACACCGGUCCAAAUUGUCCAGAAACCGCAGGAGAUGGGUUGGUCCGGCUCCGAGGCCUUCCCUUUGGCUGCAGCAAGGAGGAGAUAGUGCAGUUCUUCUCAGGGUUGGAAAUCGUGCCAAAUGGGAUAACAUUGCCGGUGGACAUCCAGGGGAGGAGUACGGGGGAGGCCUUCGUGCAGUUUGCUUCACAGGAUAUAGCUGAAAAGGCUCUAAAGAAACACAAGGAAAGAAUAGGGCACAGGUACAUUGAGAUCUUCAAGAGUAGCCGCGCUGAGGUGCGGACGCACUAUGAACCCCAGAGGAAACCCAUGGGCAUGCAGAGACCCGGCCCCUAUGACCGACCCUCAGGUGGUCGCGGCUACAACAUGAUGGGCCGAGGGGGAUCCUAUGACAGGAUGCGUCGUGGAGGCUAUGGAGGAGGUGUAUCAGAUGGUCGUUAUGGCGAUGGUGGCUCCUCCUUCCAGAGUACAACAGGCCACUGUGUUCACAUGAGGGGCCUCCCAUACCGAGCAACAGAGACAGACAUUUACAAUUUCUUUUCCCCAUUGAAUCCAGUGCGGGUCCAUAUCGAGAUCGGCCCAGAUGGGAGAGUGACGGGGGAAGCAGACGUAGAGUUCGCCACACAUGAGGAUGCUGUGGCAGCCAUGUCCAAGGACAAGGCUAACAUGCAGCACCGUUACGUGGAGCUGUUCCUGAACUCGACAGCAGGAGGCAGCAACGGAGCCUACGGCAAUCAAAUGAUGGGCGGCAUGGGCAACCAGUCCUCCUACAGCGGUGGCCAACUGAGCUCUGGGUACUCUGGUGGAUAUAGCAGCCAAGGCAGCAUGGGAGGCUACAGUGACUAUAUUAGGUAACCAGAGCGGAAUGAACAGCAGUUACUAUGGCGGCGGUGGAGGAGGAGGAAGCAGAGGCUCUAUGAAUGGACUUGGUGGAGGAUGGGGAAUGUAAAAAUUUUUUCCCUCUUUAGUUGUUUUUUAACUAAGCAUUUUUCUGGGCGGACUGGAAAUGUACAUCUCACCUAGUAAAAUAGGCAGGGUCAGGUGAGGUUCUUUUUGAAAAUGAAGGUGGGUAGGGUUUGGAUUUUUUUUUUUUUUUUUAAAGUUGAUCUUCAAGGAGAAAUGAGAGCAUCUGGUACCACACAACGUAUGUCAGAAAGAACCAGUGUCUUCCUCAUUCCUCCGCACAGCUGUCAUCAGAGAAACUGUUUGUGCUUCAAAUUUUCAUUACCAGAAAGUGUGUUUUUGUGUUACCAUUCUACAAACACCUGGCAGUUCCUUAAGAAUAAUCCAUCUUGUGUUGAUGGCUUUUUUCCUUAAAGUAAAUGUCUGAGUGCAUGAACAAACAUGUAAAUACGUCUGGAAACUCAAUGUUUAUUCCUUGUUUCAUCUUAAACCUACAUGUUUAGCCUUUUUUUUAAUUUACAGUUGAAAUGUUAAUUUCUGCGUCCACAUGGUCAAGUUUUUUUUUUUUUUUUUUUUUUUAAAGGCGUUAAUGUGGAUAGGGCAGUUUUUCUUGAUGAGGGCUACACCAAGCUUUUGCCAACAUGAAGGUUUCUACUGCUUCAAAUCCUAUUCUUUGUAUUUCCUGUGCACAAAGUGAAUAAACUAGUCUGGAAUAUCUAAA